Ictidomys tridecemlineatus (thirteen-lined ground squirrel) is the source of this 10006-nucleotide messenger RNA. RefSeq names its product vomeronasal type-1 receptor 4. Gene Ontology annotation, cellular component: membrane. The record is from RefSeq and is a predicted model, not a curated record. Gene Ontology annotation, biological process: G protein-coupled receptor signaling pathway. Gene Ontology annotation, molecular function: pheromone receptor activity. NCBI's taxonomy places the organism in Eukaryota, Metazoa, Chordata, Mammalia, Rodentia, Sciuridae.
GCCGCGGGGCGAUCGCCUAUCAGGCUAUGCGACCCUCCGUGCGGAGAAAUGGAGCUCCCACAGCCGAACCUCGCACAAUGGAAAUCUGUUCACUAGAUUCUGGAGCGCCUCAAUUUCACUGGAAAUUCCCAACAAGAUAGCCUUCAGCCGUUUCACAUCGUCUUUCUCUGGCUCAGUGACGCGGCGCACUGGGGUGAUGCACUCCCUUCACCGCCAUCUUCCCUCUCUUCCAAACUUUUCCAUUUGACGAUAAAAUGAUACAGGUUACUGAAUUGGGAACACAUCCUUAUGAAGCUUUUGAAAAAGACACAAACAAAAUUAAAAGUCACAUAGAUACAUUCCUGAUAUUAAGUUUCAAAGUGAAGUGUGAUUUUCAAAUAUGAUAUUAGCUAUGUAAACUGCAGGUGAUAAUGGAACAGAACACAAAUCAUGAACAGAAAAGUAAACUGUGUGGACAGAACAGGUCGAAAUUAAGAUUGUUACUUCACAAAAUGUGAAUCACAUGAAGUAAAAGCCAACUAAGAUUUUUGAACGUCUAGUAAUCAGGACCAUGAUAGAAACCACAGUAUACUCAUCAAAUUGCCAAAUCCCACAGCCUCCUGAACCUCAUAUGAUUGGGAGAGUCAAGCCAUUUAAAUACUGUCAGCGCCUAUACAGAUGUUGUUGGAAUGGAGGGGAAUCACAAUUAAAAACACACAUAUCUAGUGUCAUUAACUCCUCUCUGUUUUAUAUGUUCCCCAAAGAAAUGCAAGAAACUCUCUCCAAUAAUCACAGAAAGGCUUUCAUGCAGGGGUGAAGGCCAGCGACAGUUCAUAGAGAUAACGUCUAUCAAUUCAGGGAUGAAGGAUUUAGGGCAUAUUCACAGAAGGAAUGCAGGGCAGCAGGAAAACGAGUAACCAGCAACUUCAAGUUUAAGCUCCAGAAAUUAGAAAAAGCUCUAGAAGAUAAAGAUGUCAACUUGAGAAGAAUUCAUGCAGCAUAUGCCUUCUACAAAAGCACAAGCCUAUAACAACCCAAAGACUGGACUGGUAAAUUUAAAUCUGCACAGGUUUUAGAAGGUGAAGGAUAUAUGGGCAAUGCAGUGAUUUUUGGCCUUAGGAGAACUGACAUUUCAUUAGUCUUGGGAGCAUGUAUUUUAGGUGUUGAGAGACACUGACUUCAUUUCACAAUUCAUCACGUUAGGAAUGUGCUUUAAUUACAUUUAUUGAGCUUCUAUCACAGGUUGCGUGGGAAACAUUUCAGAGCUCAGUUCUGGAGCACUUCCCACGUCUCCACAAUUCUGAACGGAGAGACAGGUCCACACAGGGCCAUGCGUGCUCCACACAUGGUGGCUCCCUGUGCUGUGGGUGGCAGUUCACCCUGUGCCCUGCACCAGCCUGUGCUGCAUGAAGCCUGGAGGAAGGUAAAACCCACAGGGGGCAGAGGAGGCACAGUGGCCUCCUGAGUCCUCAGGGUCCUGCCCAGGGUCAGCUUGGAUCCAGGCUUGUGGUCACUUCCACCAGCUGUGUGGAAACUAGCCUUUAAUGACUCCCUGGAUGCUGAAGUUCACUUUCUGGAUUCAUCGUGGGAAAAGCACAUUCUCAGGCAGCGACUGCACUCACUCCACCUGGCAGUCCACCAGGAGAGUCCCGGUGCCCCUGGGAGAGGACCCGUUGCUCCUCCUGGGCUUCAAAGUGAGGCACAGUAAACAAGGUCCUUGGGGCAACAGGGGACAGGUGAGUGACGUGCUCUGGGAGGAGAGGUCCUGUCAUUCUGCCCCUGAAAUACAGGGCCAGGCGCAGCCUUUCCAAGACUCCUCACUGAGUCAGGGAGGCCGACUGCCUGGAGCAGGGCCCUGCAGCCCUGGGCCUGGGAGAGAGAGGAGGGGAGCCCAGGACUCUAUUCCCCCUGCCCAGUCCACGCCUGGUAAGGACUGCAUUUGAUGUCUGGCUUCCUCCUGAAUGUCCUUCCUCUCAUGACAUGCCCACAUCUUCUUCUCUCUUAGUUCCAUCAACUGUUCUGUUCUUUUCUGCAGACACGGUUUCCCUCUCUGAUCUGGCCUGUGUUGAAGUCGUGUGUACUUCUUAGCUCUCCAAAUCCAUCCUGUCUUCAACUGAGUUUUCCUUUAACACUGAGAGCACUUGGUUUCCUCUGUGCUGGGUCCUGUCCUUCCUGAUUAGAGCACAGGUGAGAGUUCCCCCCAGUCCCGCCCUUGACCUCUGGGUCUCCUGUUCCCUGGUCUCUGGGAGGCGCUGCCUCCAUUCAGUGCCUCCAUGGAUGCGGGGUUAUUCUGGAGCAGUUUAGCUCCAGGGUCACUUCAUUAUUUCUUUUCUGCUCUGUAGCUAGUUUUAGUUUCUCUUCCAAGAUUCCUUUUACUUUUCAUACAUGUCCAGUUGGAGGCGUAGCCUAAUUUUAUCAUGUAACAAUUGGUGGGUUCAUUUUAUUGGAUGCGGCUUAACUGAGUCAUAAUCAAUGGUGUUUGAAUAAUACUUUUAUGGUGGAAUACAGACCUCAAGUGAGUUUUAUGCUGAUUUUCUCCCAGUAGCCUUAAUAAUCUCCCAAAUGAUUCAUAUGUUUAGCCAACAUUAUUGUCUACAAUUUAAUCUGUGUAGGUAAAAAAAUAAUGUUGCCUUCUUCCCAGUGAUUAUCAACUAUUCCUUCCGUAUUAACAAUAAAACCCUCUGCUUUCAUGAGGGGCAGAAGCAGAGAGAGAGAGGUUAUCUGCACUGGAAUCUGAUAUGAGAGAGAAGUUUUCCAUAUUCAACCCCAAACAUGGUAUUGUUGACAUUAUUGAUAUUUUUCACAGAAACAAAUCCUUUUUACUCCUAUCUCAAAAACUUUUAGCUUUAUAUGUGUGGCCUUUAAUCCCAUGAUUUUCUGGGUCUAUUGAGGUUGAUGAUGAGAUUUCUCUUUGACUCUACUCCUGGGGGUGGUCACACAGCUGACCUUUCUAAUCCUGAACCUCCUUGCACUUAUGACAACUCACUUGCUCAUUUUGGGAUACCUUUGGCACAGUUUGGAAUUGCUGUCAGCCAUGAUUUUGUGCAGAUUGCUUUUUAUCUGGAAGUGGAAGGACACACUCUUGUCAUCAACGUUUCAACUGCAUUUCCUCUGUUGUGAAGGCUCUGCUGCCCUCACAGUGUGAUUAAGAGAAACCACUUUCCUGCCCUUAGGAAGGGUUUGCAGAUGUUUCUGCAUCUGGUGGUUGGCAUCCUACGCUGUUGAAGCAUUCCUUGGGAAUCCUUAGGAAGCCCUUUUCCGCAAUAUUCCAUGUCAUGCUGGCGAGCACUGCACUGUGCUGCUGCCUGCGGGUCUGAAAUCUAAGGUAAGUCGAGUCUCCUAGGGUUUUCUCAUGUCUCGUUCCUCUGAAUUCACUGACAUAGUCCAUCCAACAUCACCUUUUCACACACACCUGUGGAUUCUCAGUGUCUUUCUCACACUGUACACCUGACACUGUGGAGCCUUCACAUGGGGCAGAGGGACAGUCUCACAGGAGGGGUUAAAUGCAGUAGUCUUUCCAAGGAACUGUGUUUGCCUUUGCUUUUCCUUUCUAUUGAGGUUCUUUGAUAUUUUUCUGCUGCCUUCACAGAAAUCCUCUCUCCCUCCUUUUCUAGGGCUCCUUCUGCUGUUCCUGUUCUAAUGCCAUCAUUCUUUCACAGGCUCUCAUCCAGUCUUCACAUUUACUUCUGGAAGGCACGUCCACAGUGCUUUCCAUAAUAGAGUUUAAGUCACCAGGUGGUAAGUAAAAGGUGCUUUGUGUUUUGAACAUACUGAAGAUCAGGGUUUUCCUGUUUGUCUUUUGUGACUCCAGAUGAAUUGCCAUGUCACAUGAGCCCUUGCACUUGUGGCCCUCACUUCAGGGCUGGCUGCUGGGUGCAUUUCCCUGCUGCUUCUUCAGUGCCUGGGGAGAAAGCUGGGAUCUCACAGUGACUGUGGGGGUGGUGCUUUUAUAGCAGUUAGGUGGAGUGUGAACUGACCUGUGGGUUUGUUGUGUUCUGACCUGGUGUGUUCCGCCCACAGUGAUCCACUAAGGAUGUGUGUUUACACCAUAAAUACUGAUGCCAUGUGUAUAUGAGGACAGCCAUUUAAGGGGUGCAUUUCAAUGCAGUGGGUUUUGUAUACCCAGGGGUUCUGUCCCCUAAAGCACAUUUCCCAACAUAUGGAGGGCGACACCUUUAGGUAAGUCAGUGUGCAGUUUGUGAUCAUCAUUGUUCCCUGGAAGUCCCCCUGUCUCCUUCACUGGGUGGGUCUUACUCAGCUCAGGUGCUGGUGCUGCAGGCCAGUUCAUCUGCUCUGACUGGGACUCUCCGGGACCUGCUGAGGAGCUCAUGCUGUUGCUUUUGACCCAUGUGCGUUUGUAUGUACAGUGUGACUCUAUUAGACAGCACACAGGGGUCCACCACUAUUCGAGUCACCCUAGAGUCCUUAGUGUGGAUCUGCUGUACAAAAUUACAGCCCACCCACAGCAAGACACAUGAGACGUGGAAUUUUUCAGUCUUGCAAUCUCGGCCUUCAGCUUAGUCUGUUUAAUUCAGUUACUUUUUACAGAUUUAUUCCAACUUUAUUGAGGUCUAAUUAACAAAUAUUACCAAUAUUCUUUUAGGUGAAGAAUGUGUUGACCUGGUGUACUCUGUAAAAUGACCACAAAAAGUCAAGUUGGUUGGCGAAUCAAAGUGUGUGUUUAUGUGUUGAGAGUAUUUAAGAUCACUUUUCAACAAACUUGAAGUACACCACACCUUAAUACCAUCUUCUUCUUGUAUGUUACCUUGGACAUGCUGAAAUUACUUCUCAAGUGCAUGAAAGUUUGUACCCUUGAUACCACGUCUCAGUUCCCAGCUCCCAACUACUUGCACCCACCUCUCUCCCUCCCUGUUCCUCUAAGUUCAACAUAUUUAGGGUUCACGUACAAGGGAAAUCAUACAAUAUUUCCCUUUCUAUCUGGUUUCUUUGACAAAUAAAAUGUCUUCUAGAUUGAAGACAUGUUGACACAAUUGAGAGGCUUUCUUCCUGCAUGUGAAGGAAUAUUAUUUCAUUGCAUAUGUGUGUGUGUGUGUGUGUGUGUGUGUGUGUAUCAUGUAUCCAUCCACACAUCACAAUCAUUUAAUCCUUGUGUUCAUCGGUGGACACGCAGGUUGUAUCUAUAUCUUGGUUUUUUAAACAUGCUGCAGGGAAUGCAGGAGGCAGACACCUUUGAGAGACUGAUGUUAAUUCCUCUGUGUGUGUUGAGGCGGGAUUGCCAGGGCACAUGGUUGUUGCACUUGCAAAGUUUUGAGCCAACUCCACCCAAUUUCCAUGAAGGUUGUUCCAUUGAACUCCCACCAGCAGUGCCCAUGAGUCUCCUUUGAUUCCCAUCUCAACUCCUGCUUGUUCCUCUUGCUUUAUCAUAAUGGCCAUUGAUGAAGUUACAUCUCAUUCUCAUUUUGAUUUUCGUUUCUCUCAUGGUCUGUGAGGUAGAGCACCACUUCAUUUGCCUUUGUCCAUUUAAAGAACUCUUUAGAAUAACUGUCUAUUCAUGACACCUGUCUAUUGAAAUAAUAUUCUUUUCUUCUGAGUUGUAUCAUGUCUCUUUAUAUAUUGUGGAAUUAGCCUCCUGUCUGAUAUAGUAUUUGUGAACACCUUCUCUGAUUCAAGUUGCUUUUUCUACUUAUUACUUUUUGUCACGCAGUAACUUUUUAGUUUGAAUUGAUCCUUCUGUUUCUUUUUCCGUCACAUGUAGUUUUGUUGUCAUAUCCAAAAAUAUAUGUCAAGUAGGUUUUUACUUAUGAUUUUGUCAUAAGAAAUCAUAUGGGGACAGAUCUUACAUUACAUCAUUAAUCCCAUCUGAAUAGAUGUUUUUGUGUGAUAGUAGGAAAGGGUCCGCCAUCAUUCUUUGCAUGUGAAAAUCCAGAUAUUCCUUAUCCCACAAUUACAGGGAUUUUCUUUCUCCAUUGUGAGUUUUUGAUGCCCAAAGUUUAGGUGACUCUAUAUGUUUGAGUUUACUUCAGGAAUCAUCAUUCUCUUCAGUGGUUAACAUUACUUUUAUGACACUAAUGUACUUAUUAGAUUACUAGAGUUUUUUGAUAAUGUUUAAAAUCAUCAAGUGUAAUGAUCUCAAAGUUUAAUACAUCUCAGCAGAGUUUUGGCUAUCAGGUAUGUUUGUGGAGAGCCACAGACUUUCAGGAUUGGUUUUUCCAAUUCUCUAAAAACUGGUAUUAGAAUUUUCAUUGAAAUUCCAUUGAAUCCAUGAUCCAAUUCAGUAGCCUGGGCAUUGUCCCAACAUUAAUCAUUUGUUUUCCCUGCCUAAUUGCUGUGCUAGGACUUCAAGUAUCAUGCUGAGAAAAGAGGCAACAGUGUGCUUAUUAGAGGAAAAGCCUUUGGCUUGUCGGUAUUGAGUAUGAUGUUGGGGUGAGCUUCUCACUCAAUGUCUUCACUAUGUCAAGGUACAUUCUUUUCAUGCCUAAUUGCUUGAGAGUUUUUAUCAUGAAAGAAUGUUGAUGGUAUUUGCACAUCAAUUGAGGAUGCUGCUGUGUCUGCAUCUAUUGGGAGGAUCAAUCACUUCACAUUUCCUUUGGCUAAUAUGAGCAUCCAUUGAUUCAGUUGUGUGUUGAUACAUACUUCACCCCUGGUGUAAAUCCCAGUCCUUCAGGUUGAAUGAUCCUUUUAAUGUGCUGUUGGAUUCUGCUUGUUAUGAUUUUUUUAAAGUGCAUGCAAGCAUGUUCUUCAAAGACACUGACCAGUAACAUUCUUACCACAUAGUGUCCUUGUCAAGCCUUUGUUUUGGGAUAAUACCAUUUCUGCAAAAUGAGUUUGGAACUAAUUUUUGUGCUUAUAUAUUUUUUGAUGUAUGAGAGAAUUAGUAUUAUUUUUCAAAUGUUUGUUAAAACUCAGCAUUGAAGAACUCCUGUCCCAGACUUACCAUCAAUCUACAAUUUAAAAAUACAGAUUCCAUCUUUCUCAUUUGAGUUAACCCAGAUAACCUAUUUCUUUAUGAUUCAUUCUUGGUAGUUGGCAUGUUUCUAAAGUUUAUUCAUUUUUGUAAUUAAUUUAAUUGCUUAGAAUACAACUGUUCAUAAGAAUCUCUGAUCCUUUGUGGUUAUACAUUUUCCCUCUGCUCAUCUAAGUGGGGCUGAUCCCAUUCAUCCACAAAGAUUAUGCAGCUUGUGUAUGAAAUGUCCAGAUGAGAGACUAAUGUCAUCCCUGUCCUCCUGCCCCUGGCCAGAGGGAGUGUGGACUACAUCAAUAUAGAAGAGAAUAUUGUGAUCUGGAUGAUAAAAUCAGGAAAUGGCAAAUGUCCCAAGAAAGGAGAAAAGAUGUCUAAAAGAAGGUCUCUGGCUAGGGUGAGGAGGGAGAGAGGCCAUGCUUAGUGAAACUAGGGAAAAUAAAAUGAUCAAAACAUUUGAGGUUGAGACUGAAAUCAUCAUAUCAUGAUUAAAGACAAGAUGUAUUUUAAAAAAUGAGAGUGUGGUCGCCAUGGUAAUCCGUGACUAGUUCACAAAUUCAAACCAUUAAAACUCACAAAAUUUAAACUGCAUAGUUGGUGGAAGGCACAAAAGAACCUGUGGAGGAACAGGACUCCAAAACUGUGGGAGUUCAAAGAAUAAUUUGAAUACUGAUCCCUUAAUAGGAUAAUGACAGUAGGAUCCCUGCAGCACAGAUCAUGCCCAAGCAGGGAUUGUGGUGAAAGUGUAGCCUGAGAUGACCUGAGAAUGUUCUCAUGGACUUGCUCAGUGUGGAGACACAUGUGGAAUUGACCAGAGGUCCAAGAAGGACUAUGGUUCAGGUGAAGGAAGAACUGGGUGAGGGAGAAAGUAUCCCCAAGCAAAUGAAAUAGUGAAAUAAACUCCAAAAUCCAAGAAGUAUGGUUGAGAUAUUGACCUCAUUCAUUUCAUUGUUAACCUAAAUGAACAUCUUAUCCCUUCCUCUGCAGUUACAUUUUGGAAACUAAUUCUGUUCCUGUAAGAAUCAGACAAAAAUGCCAGACCAAAAAGUAGCUUUUAUUCAUGCUGCAGUCCUCAGGAUACAGGGUCCUUUGUUAUCCUGGGUUAUCAACCACGAUGUGAGUGCUGGUUCUGCUGGACCUUCCAUGUUAUGGGGUUUGUGUGGAGCACUGGGGAAUAUUGAGCAGCAAUCUUGGCCUCAGCCUUCUGCAUUACAGUAGCCCAGCCCAAGAUGUGAGCACCACAAAUGUCUCACAUCAUUGAAGUUUGACCUAUGGGUAUGAAGGGAGGUUGAAAACACUGUGUCUGAUGAGUUUUUAACAGUUAUCGACUUGGCAGAAGAGUGUGUGUCAUGAAAAUCCAACACAGAAGUGCACAGAGUAGUCUUCCUGUUAUAAGGAUCCUGCUCUUUAGAGAGUAGAGAGUACAGAAAUGUAGGUUGAAGAUAAAACAUAGUCUGGGGCUCAGAGGAAUAUGUGCCUUAUAACCCGCACAUUUGUCUUUUACACAGGCCAGUGUCCUAAAUGCUUGAUGUGCCUUGAUUUCCACCUUCUUUGUCCACCUCCUGCUGUGAUCUGUUGUUCCCAGGAAUCCCUGGAAUCCAGGCUCUGGAAGUGUCUCACCACGCCCUGAAACACAGAACUGCACAUUCCAUCAUCUUCUUCUCCUCCUAAACCCUAAUACUAUUGCAAAUCUAUGUCUUAAAAAUAAUUCUAAAUAAUUAUUUCACAUUUGGGGCCUUAUUUCCCUCAAUAAAAUCUUCUAAGCUAUCAUUAAGAUAAUGUUCCUGGGCUGAUGUAACUCAAUUCUCUGCACCUGCCCAGCAUACAGGAAGACCUGGAUUCUGUCCUUGCACACAGCAAGGUCAUAAUAAGGAGAAAAUGUUCCCAAGUGACACAAUGUUUGGUGUAUUUCUAGUCUCACAGCUAUGCGUGGGAGUCACGGGGAACUUGUUCCUCUUCCUGUUGUACAUGCACACCUUCUCAGUCCAGCGUCACAUGAAGCUUAUGGAUCCCAUUUUUUCCCACCUCACCUUGGCCAAUACUUUGACAAUCACGUUCACAUUGACACCACAUAUAGCGUCAUCCUUUGGAGUCAGACGAUUUUUGGAUGAUGUUGGUUGCAAAGCAGUCCUGUAUAUGUACAGAGUGACUCGGGGUGUUUCCAUCUGCACCACCUGUCUCCUGAGUGCCUUUCAAGCCAUCACUGUCAGUCCUAGUAACUCUAAGUGGGCAUGGCUUAAAUUUAAGCUCCAUACACAGAUUUGUCCCUCGUUCCUUUUCUUUUGGAUCAUCAACAUGCUUAUAUACAUCCACGUCAUUGAAACCAUAACAGCCACUAGAAAUUUGACUCUGGUUAGUCGUGCUUAUGUUCAUCCAUACUGCCAAACCAGGCAGUUUGGAAACCAAAACUCAGGGACAUUUCUAAGUCCCAUCUUGAUUCAUGACCUAGUGUUUGUGUUCCUCAUGAUCGGCACCAGCCUGUACAUGGUGAAUCUCCUCUACAGACACCACAGGAGAGCCCAGCACCUCCACAGCUCCCGUGUCUCUUCUCAGACAUCUCCGGAACACAAAGCCACCCGCACCAUCCUCUUGCUUGUAAGUUGCUUCGUGGUCUUUUACUUCUCAAACAACUAUGUGACUCUUUAUUCUUUUUAUGCACACAAGAAAAUCCCAAGGCUGGAGGGGCUGAGUGGAGCUUUAUCUUCAUGCUACCCAACCAUCUGCCCGUUUUUGCUGAUGAAAAACAAUAAAGUUGUUUCCCAAUUUACUUCAUCCUUUUCACAAUAAGAAUUACAGGUUUCCUAAGAGCAUUUGAUGGCUGAACUGACCCACCAUGCUUAUAGAGAAGAGAGUCCCUCAAGAUUCGUCUGGGAAAAGGUUUUUUCUUGUUAACUUGACCACUUCAAAUGGCACUAGUCUGAAUUCAUAUGCUAUACAAAUCUAUUGUGCUCUCACAAUAGGAGACUUAGUUUGAGUAAGUGUAUGUAUGUAUCACUGCAACAAUUUUCAUGUUGAUUACAUCCUUAAAUUAUUAUUCUUUUUAUUUUUUUAAAGAGUGAGAGAGAGUGAGAGAGAAAGAGAGAGAAUUCUUCAAUAUUUAUUUUUCAG